UCUUCACAGAACAGGACGAGCAGGAAGACAGAGCGGUGGACUGUCAGUGAGCUGAGGUGAAAAAUGAAGAAGACUCUGAUGGUGUUUGAUUUUGACCACACUGUGGUCGACGACAACAGUGACACCUGGGUGGUCAGAUGUCUUCCAGAUCAGACUCUUCCUGACUCUGUGAAGAAUACCUACAGAAAAGGCCACUGGACUGAGUUCAUGGGCAGAGUGAUGAACUACAUAGGAGACCAGCAGGUCAGCCCCGACAGGGUCCGCAGUGUGAUGGAGAGCAUCCCCUUCACACCUGGAAUGUCAGACCUGCUGACGUUCAUAUCGGAGCACAAAAGCACCAUCGACUGCAUUAUCAUCUCUGACUCCAACACCAUGUUCAUAGACUGGAUCCUCCAAGUGUCUGGAUUCCAGGCAGCUGUCGAUCAGGUUUUCAGCAACCCGGCUAAGGUCAGUGACCUUGGGUACAUGGAGGUGCUGCACCACCACUCUCACGAUUGCAAGCGUUGCCCUGUAAACCUCUGUAAGAAAAAGGUCCUGGAGCUGUACCUGUCAGAGCAGGCGGAUGGCGGCGUGGAGUACGAGCGGAUAUUUUACGCAGGGGAUGGUGGGAAUGAUCUCUGUCCUUCAACCUGUCUGAGAGGGCAUGAUGUUGUGAUGCCCAGGAGGGGGUACGCUCUGGAAAAACUGCUGGCCAAACUGGAGAAACAGAAAGAUAAUGCUUUUCUAAGAGCUAAAGUCAUCAUCUGGAGCAGUGGUAUUGACAUCCUGGAGGAACUGAAAGCCAGUAUGCAGUUGUAGCCUGAGCCAUGGAGUCCAAAACUUGAUCAACUUCAGUUGCAACUGAAAUAUUGCACUUUUACUGAGUGUGUACUGUAGACGACAAAUGCUGCUCCUCUUGUUUAAAUUUUUUAAAAUAUGAAGACAGUAUUUUUAAUUUUUAAAGUACAAGGUUGUCCGUAAAAUUAUUUUAAUUUUAGGUACAAAUCCUUGAAAUUUGUCGAUUUGUCUGCAGUAAAUUGUAUCUUUUCAUUAGAAACAGUAAUUACCCCCUCAAACAAGAUUGGACUUUCAGUUUAAAUUAAGGAUUUGUCUUUUAUUCAGAGGUAAGAAAUAGAGGCAUCUGUGCCCAGCUACAAUAUAAUAAAGUACAAAAACAAUGUCUACACUGAAAUUCAGGGAUCAAGGUUUACAGAAAAAGCCCUGCCUGAGACAGCAGGUUGACUGACGAGGCAGUAUAUAUUAUAAUGAUAACUGGUGCUGUAAAAGUAACCUCUUAUAAAUAGAUUCUGCCAACAACAUUGAAAUACAAUAUUUUAUCCACCACAUGAGUGCUUAAUGUCUUUACAGUAUGUUUAUAAGUAAGAAUGUAUCAAUAUCAGUUAUGCUUGGAGCCUUCACAGAGCACUUAAGCUACAUUUUAUAGUUUUAAAAACAAAUACACUUUAUGUUUUUACCUGUAAGGGUUCAGUGGUAAUGUUUUUUUUCUUCACUUUUCUGGUUAGAGAUCUACUUCCGCAAAGUCAGUUUUUACUUGCUCCUACAGUUUGAAAAAUGACCCUGUUUUAUCCGCCUUGCUCUCAGAUUUGCAGCAAACUGAAAUGCUGGAUUGCACUUCAGCUCAAAACCUUUGUCUUUACCCGUCACCAUUUUAUCACAAGUGCCAGAUCAGUGCUGUACAUGUUCAGCUCCCAACAGAAAUGAGAAGGAAGCAAUGGCUCCCUCCUUCACUACUUGUAUCACCAGCUAUGGAAAAAAAACAAUCAACUUAAUUCUUUUUACACCUGCCCAUUCGUAAGAGUGAGCUAAAUUGCUUGAAUUGCAAUAUGCCUUUUUUUAUUUACUUAUUUAUUUAUUUUACUUGACAUAGCAGCAAAAGCACAGGUGUAACCCAAAACAGGCUGAAACUGAAGCAGCUAAAUUGAAUUAAUAAUUUUAUUAUUUACACUAUGACAUGUGAAAUGUCAAACUUGAGCUAAAACAAUCUAAUGCAAAUUAUUUUAAAUAUAGCUGUAGAUGCUGGGAACAUCUCUGGCUUUCAUUGAUUUUAACUGUUUUACAUCUCAGGUCUGUUGUAGUCUACAUGUGAAGCUAUUGAGAUUGUUUAAACCAGGUUUGUAUGAACCUGAUCAUAUUUACUCUGAGUGGCAUAAACUUCAACUAACAAGAAGUCCAGUUUUUUUGUUUUUUUUUUUACCAAUACCCUUCAGGUUUACUGAGUUAUGUGAGAAACCUUCCUGCAUAUCCAGAACUGACAGUUUUACAUUCAGCCAUGCCUCAUACAUUUGAGAAGGUUUCAGGUUUUAUUUAGUCAUAUUUUCCAGAUAGCUGGAUAGGCUUGGUAAUAUGUACUGACUAUGAGAAACCUGGACAGGGUGUUGGGUCUCCAAUUUAUAUAUUCAUGGAAACAUAUACAUUUUGAGAUUUUGUUUGUCAGUCAUGAAGCAACAUGCAAAAUAUUAUGUGUUUAUUUUUAAUCUUGUAACUCUGAUGAUGCAAUUAAAACCAGAAACCUCUCGGA
Messenger RNA from Epinephelus lanceolatus (giant grouper), 2518 nucleotides. RefSeq names its product phosphatase, orphan 2 (gene phospho2). Gene Ontology annotation, molecular function: phosphatase activity. Lineage: Eukaryota; Metazoa; Chordata; Actinopteri; Perciformes; Serranidae. The record is from RefSeq and is a predicted model, not a curated record.